Messenger RNA from Punica granatum (pomegranate), 1390 nucleotides. The record is from RefSeq and is a predicted model, not a curated record. Lineage: Eukaryota; Viridiplantae; Streptophyta; Magnoliopsida; Myrtales; Lythraceae.
CACCACAGAAUCCUCUCUCUCCCUCUCCUACGCCCAGAAACGACAUCAACGCAGCAGAGUACGAAGUCGUUUUGCUGCUCGAAGUUCCCACUGCUACUGGCCCUUCACCCCGCCGAGGCAGCAACCCCUUCUCUCUGUCUCGGUGCCGGCGUCGGAGCUGCGGAGGAAGGAACGAGAAUGGCGUCGGAGAUGGAAGAAUUGAUUGACUUCCUAUCCUCUCCUUCUCCUCCCGUGAAGAAGGCGGCCGUUGACAUUGUUCGUGGAUUAACUGGGUCUGAAGAUGGGCUGCAGUCCCUUGAGGCUCAUUCGGAGAUCCUCCUACCAUCAUUGGUUCGACUUUUAAGCGAAAACAAGGAGGUUUCUGAGCCAGCAUCUGAAGCUCUUGUUAAUUUGUCCCAAAAUUCAAAUAUGGCUGCGAGGAUGGUUUCUCUAGGAGUGGUGAACACAACAAUGGAUAUUUUGUAUAAACCCGACUCCUCCAUUACUAAGUUAUUGAUUAUGCUCCUGGUCAAUCUCACACAGUUGGAUGCCGGUGUUGCUUCCUUGCUACAGACUAAAGAAGAGAAGGUGCAAGGACUAUAUCUAAUGAAGCUUGUAAGGUCAUUCUGCAGGUCCACUAACGAUGUAAGAGAUGACCCAUUUGAGCACGUUGCUUCCAUCCUUGUCAAUGUGUCCAAGUCCGAAGCAGGAAGGAAAAUCUUGCUGGAUCCUAAGCGAGCACUGCUCAAACAAAUCAUUAGGCAGUUCGAUUCAAGCAAUCCAAUAAGAAAAAAAGGGGUCUCUGGAACCAUUCGGAACUGCUGCUUUGAAGCUGAGAGUCAACUGCAAAAUUUGCUUCUGAUAUCAGAGUUUCUUUGGCCAGCUCUUCUUCUCCCUGUUGCAGGUAACAAGCUAUAUAAUGAGCAAGACACAUCAAAGAUGCCGCUCGAGCUUGGUGCUGCUCUCUCCAUCGAGCGGGAACCUGUUAAUGAUCCUGAAAUUCGGGUCCAGACACUAGAGGCGAUUUACUUGAUUGCAUUACAGGAAGCUGGAAGAAGGGCAUUGUGGUCAGUUAACGGACCAAGGAUACUACAAAUAGGAUAUGAAGACGAGGAGGAUCCAAAAGUUAUGGAAGCAUACGAGCGUGUUGGCGCUUUGAUCGUUCACGGCAGCGGGACAGAGGAACUGUCAACUGAAAUUGCCAAGUAACCAUGUAUUUUCCUGAUUCGUAUACAGAAUGACCAAAGUCUGCCUUCUUGGAGAGAACUUCAAUGGUUCAGAUUACUACAUAUAUUCUGAUUAAUGGUGUCAUUAUCAUACAUAAAAGUUUUUCAUGCUUAUAUGUCUUUUUUGUUUCCGCUUUUGACCGUAGAGUAAUAGAGUUAAAUGAGACCACGCUCAAUUAAUGCAA